Messenger RNA from Dermacentor silvarum, 2336 nucleotides. Its product is annotated as zinc finger protein 830-like. The record is from RefSeq and is a predicted model, not a curated record. Gene Ontology annotation, biological process: mitotic DNA replication checkpoint signaling; nuclear DNA replication; mitotic DNA damage checkpoint signaling. Lineage: Eukaryota; Metazoa; Arthropoda; Arachnida; Ixodida; Ixodidae. Bases 31 to 966 code for a protein of 311 amino acids. The transcript is spliced from 9 exons. Gene Ontology annotation, molecular function: zinc ion binding; nucleic acid binding. Gene Ontology annotation, cellular component: nucleus; spliceosomal complex.
AGCAAUCCAAUCCAGUUCUAUCCAAUUAACAUGGCGGCGCCCGGAGCGCGAAAGAAGGUUAUCCAAAAAGAUGACUUAAAACGUUUAAUGAGAGAGCGGAAAGAGGCCUUAAGUCAGUCAACAAAGAAGAUAACAUCUCCGUACGCAAAAUACAACAGUUUAGGUCAGCUGACUUGUUCGAUAUGUGUGGUCCACGUGAAAAGCGAGACCUUGUGGACAGCUCACGUUCUUGGGAAAGCGCACAAGCAAAACGUGGAGGACCUGAAAGAAAGCGCGGCCAAUCAUGUACAGAGUGACAGCAUACUCACCAAGCGCCGAAAUGAUGCAUCUGGGGAUAACCAAGACGGUAAAAACCGGAGCCUACCGGGAAGUGCCAGCCCACCUCACAAGAAGGCAAAGGGGCCUCUCCUUAUGGCUGAUUACUCGUCAGAUGAGGACAUGGAUGUUAGUGCGUCCACACCGAAUUCAAGUUCCACAGAAUCUGCACUCCCAAAAGAUUUUUUUGAUAAAGCCUCUGCAAGUCAGCCAAAAGAAACUACAGCAAGUGAACCUCUGCAGCCAAAACCACAGACAUCAACUAAAAAUAAAAAGGCCCCUGUAGAAGCUUUGCCAGAGGGCUUCUUUGAUGAUCCUGUCUUGGAUGCAAAGGCAAGGAACGUGGAAUACAAAGACCCAAUUGAAGAGGAGUGGGAGAAAUUUAAAAAGGAAAUUGCAGAAGAAACAACAGUGUCGGAAGCUAUUAUGGCUGAAGAUAUUGAGGAAAGCAAAGUGGAGCGUGACAUCGAGGAAAUUGACGAGCAGAUCCACAACUGGCAACGGGUUGAUCAGCUUCAGCAGAGGAAAGAGGAGCUUAUGAAGAAAGAAGUUGCCGCUAGCGAAGGCAGUCAAGACAACAACAGUGAUUUGGAAGAUGAGGAGUAUGAGGAGUUCCUCAGCUGGCGAGCGAAAGGAGUAUGGAAAGAAUGACUGCCUACCGCCUUGCCCGCUUAUAGCGUGACUGAUGGAUAUCUUGCUGUGCUGGUUUCUCCUUGUCAGAAGUUUCUACACAUGACAUCCACUAAUGCAUUGCAUGCUCAUCGUGAAACUUUCGGGUGCUUCAGCUAGGCUUCAGCACUGUGCAGAGAAAACUGGCACAGUUUUGUCCCCACGUGCAAAUUAUGCUGGGUGUCUGAAAAAGAAGUUCCACCAGCGAUGUUCUCAAGUUUAUUACAUGUUGUGUCAUUACGCUGCUGCAACAUCAUCGACACAUUGUUCAUUGUCAUCGUCACACUUUUUGGCUAACAUUAAAGAUGUAUAAAGUGUACAGUUUCGACAACAUAGUUCACUGUGUAUUUACUUUUUAGAAGGUGUUAAAGACCGUUAGCCAUGUUUAGUUAUAACUUCGUUAUUAAUGUUCUAAGGUAAGUGGUUUUCUACAAUAAUUUCUGAGAAGAAUAACACAUUUUUUCUCAUGUAGUUAGUUAUGGUCCCUCUUCACUGGCUUACCUUGUUUUUAAUGUUCAUUCUCCUCAUAUUAUGCAUUAUGCAAUUAGAUUUUGUUUCACAAAGUUCAACUUAUCUCUGGCAAAUUCCAUAGAUGAGGUACUCAGGUCAACUUUUACCACCAAAGGCUUUUUAACAUGUAUUACAAGUCCUUAUGCACUAGCUUUUCAUUGCACUCUACCACCGUCAGUGACUUCAACCGGAAAUCGAACCCAAGACCGCUCGCACAGCAUUUGGCAAUUUACAUCACAAGAGCUGUUCUAAUUUAGCCCAUAUAAAUGGCACAAGUGAGUAACAACACUUUUACUAAUAAAUGAGGAAUUACCGUAGUAUUCAUUUGUGUUUUGCAUAACUAGGAGAAAAUUUCAUGUUGUAGCUUUUUCUUAUUCGAAGUCUUUUAGAGUGGGCCACUUCCCUGAUGUUGGUCACUGUUUAAGGGCCACGGUUAGAGUUACGAUGACUUUCAUUGCACGCUACUUCUGGAGCUGUUUGUAGUGAAGUGAUUGCAACCAAUGGCAAAAGUUGUCCAUGCUCUAAUAAGAAAAUAUAUUGUGCAUAGUAAAAUGGCACUGCCACUGUGGACGCCUGGCUUCUAUGGAAUGUUUGACAAUUACCUCCUACAGGGAAAGGCAUUACAGUGUAGACCGCUUAUAACGUAAGUCGCCGGAGUCGCGAAUAUCCGCACUAUAAGCGGUACCGCACUAUAACCAAAGCAACAAUUUUCAAGGCCCGCACAUAUGCAAAACGUGCACCGAGCCGCCACGCAGAUGCGACAGUCAAGGAAUGCGGCUAGAACGUUUGCAUUCAAUUUACAGUCGAAUCUCGUUAAUUCGAACCAAAUCACGCGGCGGCAC